Messenger RNA from Parnassius apollo (apollo), 3120 nucleotides. The record is from the annotation of a GenBank genome assembly. NCBI's taxonomy places the organism in Eukaryota, Metazoa, Arthropoda, Insecta, Lepidoptera, Papilionidae.
AUACUUCUGAAAAUAGCGAAGAAAGGGAUCGAUGCGGAUAACAUUGUGAAAAACGAGGGGCUGAUCCACACAAUGGAUUUUGUUGAUCUCCUUAACACAAUGUCACAGUUGACCUACGAAUCUUUCAAGAGGCUAUUUGAUGAACUGGUUCUUGGUACCAGCUAUGACCUUGAAACAGCCCGCAACAUCUUCUUGGAGGUUUUGCCGCACGGUCGCAGUGAUGCUUGUGCACGAUUCAUAAAGUACUUGGUUAUUGAACAGAAGGAGAAAGUAGAAGACGCGACCCUUCUUUCUCUUUUGAGAAAGUUGCCUUACAAUGUCGCCGAUUACAGUCAGAAUCUUCUAGAAGAAUUGGAAGUAUUCGCCAAGUUAGGACCAGACUUCCCAAAGCAGAUUCGACACGCUGGUAUCUUGUCCUUUGCGACUCUUACAUCGAAGACCAUGGAUGCUUCCUUGGUCAAGCAGGAUUACUUUGACAAUAUAGUUGUCAAGUACUUCAGAAUGUACAGUGAUUGUCCUCAAUACUUGGACCGCAUGGUUUGGCUCCAAGGCAUGUGCACACUUGGCUAUACAGCUGAUUCCUACAUAAGGACUAUAUACAGUGACUUCUCCAGGAACCGACAUGAGAGGUUAUGGGCGUCGUUAGCUUGCGGUCCUGAAACCGCCAAAGGGUAUAUGGUCCUAGAAACAACAUUACCUAUUCUCACAAACGACAAGGAACAUAUUCAACUCAGGGUUGCAGCUCUCCACGCACUUCUUAGCACCGAAAUCAGCGCCAGUGACUUUCUUUUCAUUCACAACUACAUCAAAAACUGCAAUAGCGACCAGUUGAAGAGGUUCUGGUAUUUAACUGUGAAGACCUUAGAGACGAAUAAAUACUUCCAUGGUUACAAAGCUGUAUCAUUCUACGUCCCGUUCAUUAGCAACCAAGUUACGAAUCCGGGGUCAAAAUAUUGGGCGACAAAUAACGUGGUGUUCACUGUUGGUGAUGACGAAGACACCGCAUCUGUGCAGUUCUUCAGCGUGGGGGAAGCAUAUGGACCUAUGCCAGCUAUGGGAGGGAUCAAAUUAUCUACUGGAGGAAGGAGACCGUACCAGCCUGCGGUGUAUUUCAUAGGAGAAGGACUUUCUUGGGUUUUGCUUAAGAAAUUGCUUCAAUCAAGAAACGUCAGUGAAGGAGCUCUUGUUUCUAUGUUAGAGAAGCUAAACGCAUGGAAGCUGAGGACACCAGAACCGGUUCAUAUAGACAUUGUCAUGAAAAUCGGUGAUAAAACUGUCGUCGCGACACAUAUUAAUCAAUCUGAACUCGCACAGAACUACGAUGACAUAUUUAAGUUGAUCGACGACUUCCUAAAGUUUGGCAGCCACAUAAACCAGCAAAUGGUCUACUACCCUUUUCAAAUGGACUGGAACAUAGCUAGUGAGUUAGGAACUCCCGUCAGGUUGCAAAGAACAAUCGUUGGGUUUUCAUCAGUGAGAGGAAACUUGACAGCUCAUCCAGAUCCUAAGCGCCUUACUUGGGAAAACGAUCUACAGUUAUCGUACCAAGGAACUGCUGUGACAUCAUUAUCAACGGAUGGGCCUAUCCUUCUAUCGGAACACAUCACAAGAAUCCAGCAGUCUAUUGUGGCACUUCUCCCAAUGAAGUUUAACGUCUCCUACCCGUUUUCCGAAAAGAAAAUAGAAUUGACACUAUUGUUCCCGUUCACACAGCGUGCCGGUUUGGCUCUACACUCACGUGUGUUGGUGAAUAUGGUCACGAUUGACAGAAAUUACGAGAAUGUUGUUAUAACCGGUAGAGAUACAUGCGAGAGAGACGAACCCGAAACAAUUACCGACGAUCGACCUAUAUCCGGGGCGGAAACAACUGACAAAUUGAUGACACAUGUUUUUGACUUACUCACUCCAUUGAAGUCUUUGCACAUCGCUUUGGACAACAUCCUUCUCUUCAAUUUCCCUCCAUCUGGUACCUGCGGUGCCACAAUCUUCGUUUCGAGCCUCAAGAACUACGGCGAAGGGAAAGUCAAAAUGGAGCUUGGAGUCAGUCGAUGGAACUUCUUAAGAGAAGAAGAUAAGAUCGACGUGGACUUCAAUUAUGCAAUAAGUUUUUACAUUUUAAAUAAAAACCACGAGGAUCCAGUUAUUAAAAUUUACUCGGAAACAAGCAUCAACAGUCAGGACGGCAACUUGACGGCGGAACUCGCUGUCAGGGGAAAACUUCCCGACACGUUCCACAAUAUAAGUGACAGAUAUAUAAGACUUUGCUACCUACAAGAAGUGUCAACGCAGACAUCAGUCGACCAAGAUUUGUAUUCCUUUCCAUCAGCGUAUCAAGGCCAAAUAAUUCUUCUUUUGGACUUCUCCAAGGAGUACCGCACUUGCUACGAGAGAGCAGAGAAUAAGCUCAAAAUACGAUAUAAGGGCUCACCGAAGAACGUAUACGGAGCCUUGGAAAGAAACGUUGAGUUCCAAAUAGAGGGAAAACAAGGAAUUGAUCUCGUGCGCCACGUGUUACCAAAGCGGGUUCUGGAUACGGCAAAAGAUCUAUUUUCGGGAACGUACGAUAGGGACUCUGUGAAUGCUGUUGCUGAAAUGAAGGAGAAAAAUGGUUUGAUACAUGUGAAAGCGAAAAAUGGAAGCGAAGUGAAAUUCAAAUCUGAGAACUUGGGAUGGAUGCUGGACAGCUUCACGACGAUGCAAAUCAUGACGAAGUAUGGUCUAUACCGAGAAUGUCGUGUCCAGGAGUCAACGGUGGAAACACUAUUCGGCACAACCGAACCACUGCCGCCACUCCAGCAAACUGACGCCAUAGCCUUGGCUGAUUGUUCUGAGUUUUCCAGCUUUGCCGUAUUACGUCAACAAAAUGGUGGCGUGAAAGUCCACGCUGGAGAAAACAGCAUCGUCGUUAGAGGUGGCUCGGCGGACAUAUCAACAGAUGUUCCAUACUUUAGAAUACGAACAAUUGGAGAUGGAGUCAAGAUAUCGUCAUUGUUGACUGGUGUGACAGUUUACGUGAGGUACAACGAGACUGUGAUCUUAGUGCCGCAUUCUUAUAUGGACACCUUGUGCGGAGAAUGCGUGGGAAGAGACAAAACCUAUUUAGAUCUAGAUUAUUCUUGA